GGCAACUAGGGGGGAAAAACCAGUGUCUUCAGAACUUCCAGAGAGAGUGGCUGAGUUAGUCUGUUGCAGCAAAAAACAAUAACCCCAAACCCGACAGUCUUGUGGCACUUUGAGAAGACGGGCAUAUUUAUUGUAGAAUAAGCUUUUGCGGAAGAGAGCCCACUUCCUCUACUGCUUGAAGGGUUAUCCUUAGCUGGCAUAUCUAAAUGGGGUUGCAGAAGAAGAAGGGUGUGAUCAUCGAGGUAGUUUUACAGUGCUUUGCCCUCACAGAAUCCAUGCAGCCCCAAAGUAAUGAGGCUGAAGAUUUCAGAACAGAUGUUGGAAGAUGUUGGCGGUGGACAAAGGGAUCGUAGAAGAAUGGUUAUCGGAAUACAAGACAGUGCCAGAAGCAUCUAUACCAAGCUAUGCUAAAAAUCUGAAAGACAAGAGUUCUCUGGUUUCAUCUCUUUAUAAAGUUAUUCAGGAUCCACAAAGUGAGCUGCUAGAACCAGUCUGUCAUCAGCUGUUUGAAUUUUAUCGUAGUAGUGAGGAACUUCUGCUUCAGUUCACGCUGCAGUUUCUUCCAGAACUGAUAUGGUGCUAUCUUGCUGUUUCUGCCAGUAAGGACCUACAAAGCAGUGGCUGCAUAGAAGCACUUCUCUUAGGAGUUUAUAACUUGGAAAUAGUUGACAAAGAGGGGCACAGUAGGGUAUUAAGUUUUACAAUUCCAUCCUUAUCCAAACCUUCCAUAUAUCAUGAACCUUCCAGUAUUGGGUCAAUGGCUCUUACUGAGGGUGCUCUAUCUCAGCAUGGCUUAUCCAGGGUUGUGUAUAGCGGACCUCAUUUGCAGAGAGAGAUGUUAACAGCACAAAACAGGUUUGAAGUAUUGACAUUCCUUUUGUUGCGUUACAAUGCUGCCUUAAGCUAUAUGCCUGCAGUUUCUCUUCAAUCUUUAUGUCAAAUCUGCUCAAGAAUCUGUGUUUGCGGAUAUCCUCGUCAACAAGUAAGGAAAUACAAAGGCAUAAACAGCAGGAUUCCAAUUUCGUCUGAAUUCAUGGUGCAGAUGUUAACUGGGAUUUAUUAUGCUUUUUAUAAUGGAGAAUGGGAUCUAGCUCGUAAAGCAAUGGAUGAUAUUUUAUAUAGAGCACAACUGGAGUUAUAUCCAGAACCACUGUUGGUUGCUAAUGCAAUAAAAGCUUCAUUGCCUCAGGGUGCCAUAAAAUCUAAUAAAGAAGGUACAAAAUGUAUUCAGGUUGAAAUUACACCUACUGCAUCUAGAAUAUCAAGAAAUGCAGUGACCAGCAUGUCUAUUCGGGGCCAUAGAUGGAAAAGGCAUGGUAAUGAACUAGGCAUUCCAGAAGAAGAACUGAUUGAAGUGUCUGAAGUUGAUGAGGGUUUUUACUCUAGGGCUCCUUCCACCACAAAUCAUUCUGCUUUCAGCAGCAACAGCAGUACCAAGACUCAGCUAAGCAAGAGUCAGCGGAGGUCUGGAGGAAGCAAGGUUGGAGGAAAGGAAAAAGAAACUGUUGGUGAAGCCUACAAAGAUCACCUGUCUCGUAAACAAAACCAGCGAGCAAUGAGUGAGAAUUUAGAGCUUCUGUCUUUAAAGAGACUGACCCUGACUAGCAGCCAAUCUCUGCCUAAGCCAGGCAGUCAUAGUUUGGCUAGAACUAGCACUACUCUUUUUAGCAAAUCCUUUGAGCAGGUCAGUGGUGGUGUAGUUCCAAAUAAUCACCACAGUGGCACAGAAGCAAACAGAUUUUCAGUCUGUAGUCUGCAAGAGGAGAAUCUGAUUUUUGGAGCCGACAGAAUAGAACUUCCUAUUUCAAGCAAACAGCCAAAUCAGCAACGACCACCUACUAUCAGCAUAACUUUGUCAGCAGACUAAGGAGCACCUGACUAAUUUGUCAGUAUAAAAGAGAUUCAGUUGCUAGUACUAUAGCCCUGAUACCCUUUUUUAAAAAAAAAAUCUUUGGAGAUAUCUUUAAAGAUUUUCUUAGUUGAAAAUAAUGUCUAAAUUGCAAAUUUUAAGGAUUGCAGUGUUUAAAAAGAAUAGGGUAGACAAUUCUAAGUAUUUUAUAAUAAUAAUGUCACAGUCUUUGAGAUUCUUAAUUUGAGGAUUGACAUUUGUAAUGGUACUACAAUAAGGUUUGUACUGAAAAUCUAAUACAUGAUGAACCUGUACCAGGGAAAUUUUUAAAAUAUGGGUUGUGCUGCUUGUGCAAGCUUCAGUUACAUGUUUUUGGUGAACAAUGGAUUGCAAUCCAGAAUAUAUGUGCCAUUUUACUACAAGAGGAUGAUGCUUUUUUUAUAUUCAUCAAAGCAAUUUUAGGAGUCCACUCAAUGCAGUAGCUUGUAAUGAAAAAAAAACAUAUUUGGAAAUAAAUCAGAAUUCUGGAUAGAGGUCAUUGUGUUAAGUUUGAAACAUUGAAAUCUAUGUUUUCUGGUUUCUGAAGUCACCUGCAACAAACAUUUUUCAAAAUAUAGUGUGUAUAUCUGAUCCAUAGAGGCGGAAAUGAAGCUUUGUAUCUUUUUAGGCACACUAGCCCUAUUCUUGUAUUUAAAACACAUGCAAAGAUCCAAGAUUUGUGCUGAGCUGCCCCCUGGUGUGUUUGACCCAGCUGCUAUUCACCUGUUGAAUGCCACAUGUGUAUGCGGACUUAAAUACAUGGAGCUCAAUUCUUGUAUUGUCCUAUCUGUACACCUUGAUUGUGGUGGUACACAGAUCAGUAUAUUGUGCAUGUACAUCUCUACCUACGUAAGCUUGAAAUGCAGUGCACAAGCAAGCAUGAAGCAGGAUGGUGUGACCCUAAUUCUUCCCAUUUCAUGUGCAUUUCAAACAUCAGCACAGGGCAGCUUUUUUCAGGGCAGCUUUUUUACACGACAGGUGAAUUCAUAAAGCAACAAACUUUCCUUCCCUAUUCAGAGCCUGUAAAUCAACACAAGAAACAUUGGUUUCCAGUUUCUACUGAGUUGUUAGGUUUGAACAAAAUCAUGCAUCUUGAAGGUUUCAGAAGCUUUAAUAUUUCCAUUAAACUAAAGUAUGGCAGUAGAUUAGCUGUUUAUAUCGUCACUCAUUUCUUGCAUUAAGCCAGUCUUAUGAGUUGCAUCUCAUUAAAAUGGUGAGCCUUAUUUAUAUGGGUAGUGGGCUGUGUUGGAACAGAUGUACCCAUUAAAUAUUUUGGAAGGGCAAAUUAAUAUUUGUUUUUGUUUACCUGAAAGUAUAAAAUGACAAACCUGAUAUUGGUACAAUGAUUUUUUAAAAUGAUCUUGUUACAGACUUCAAGGCCAUUUCCAUGGGCUUCUGUGAAAGGUGUUUCUGUUCAUGGGGGUAUGCUGCACUCCCCCCCCCAACUAGAUUCAGAUGGACUUUUUGGAGAUUGUUGGUUGGAUGUGAGAGUGGGAAGGGAGGAAUCAAUGGCACACCACAGUGUAAGCUGGAGUGCCUUGUGUUUGUUUAUGGAAUCUGGCUCCAAGGUGUAAUCUAAAAGUGUAACAAUAGUUGUACCUAUGUGUCCUCCCAUCCCCUCUAGUUAGUAUUAAAUUUCAGCUGAAGUACAUUUCAACUCAGAACUGCAUAAUAGUAUAUAAUUUGGUUCUCUUGUGCUUCAUUAGCUUUAUGCUUUAGGUCACAAGCAGCUGAAAACCUUGUGAACAUAAGGACUGGAUAUAAAGUAAGAAUAUUAGUUAGAUCAAACUUAAAUAAGUUCCAUUGAUUUCAAUGGGUAUCGUUGGAAAUUGUACCAUCAAUUCAAAGGGAUUCUCUUCAUUUCUAGAAAUCUAAUUUCUCUAAGCAAAAUUAGCAGCUUUUAUCUAACUGAACUAGACAGUUUCAAAAAAAAUCUUUUUCCCCCUCAACAGAAUGAAAUU
This is a messenger RNA of Podarcis muralis (Common wall lizard), 3849 nucleotides long. It is a transcript of the gene HYCC1, whose product is annotated as hyccin PI4KA lipid kinase complex subunit 1. Gene Ontology annotation, cellular component: plasma membrane. The record is from RefSeq and is a predicted model, not a curated record. Gene Ontology annotation, biological process: phosphatidylinositol phosphate biosynthetic process; protein localization to plasma membrane. Lineage: Eukaryota; Metazoa; Chordata; Lepidosauria; Squamata; Lacertidae.